Messenger RNA from Scomber scombrus (Atlantic mackerel), 2681 nucleotides. It is a transcript of the gene jph1a, whose product is annotated as junctophilin 1a. Lineage: Eukaryota; Metazoa; Chordata; Actinopteri; Scombriformes; Scombridae. The coding region runs from base 165 to 2228 and encodes 687 amino acids. Gene Ontology annotation, cellular component: plasma membrane; endoplasmic reticulum membrane; junctional membrane complex. The record is from RefSeq and is a predicted model, not a curated record. The transcript has 6 exons.
ACAGCCUACUAUCCUGACCCUCCAAUGUAUAUGUACCUCUAGUCACCAUCCUGUUGGCUCAUCCUUUCCAACACACCACCGGUCCUGGAUCCCCCAACCUCGGUCCUGGAGACGCCUGAGUCUACAGCAGCGCACGAUCUGCUUUAUUUCCAGCCUAUAUCUGAAUGACGGGCGGAAGGUUUGACUUCGACGACGGUGGCACGUACUGCGGGGGGUGGGAGGAUGGCAAAGCCCACGGACACGGCAUCUGUACCGGACCCAAGGGCCAGGGCGAGUACGCCGGAUCCUGGUCCCACGGCUUUGAGAUAGUAGGGGUGUACACCUGGCCCAGCGGGAAUACCUACAAGGGCUACUGGUCCCAGGGAAAGAGGCAUGGUCUCGGUGUGGAGAACAAGGGAAAGUGGAUCUACCGCGGAGAGUGGAGUCAUGGUUUUAAGGGUCGGUACGGCAUUCGGCAGAGCCACAACACACCUGCAAGAUACGAUGGUACCUGGAGCAACGGGCUGCAAGAUGGAUAUGGGAUCGAAACCUAUGGCGAUGGGGGUACCUAUCAAGGCCAGUGGAUGGGUGGGAUGCGGCAUGGCUACGGCGUACGUCAGAGUGUUCCUUAUGGCAUGGCCACCGUUAUCCGCUCUCCACUUCGUACAUCUUUGGCCUCCCUGCGCUCUGAGCAGAGCAACGGCACAGUGCUUCAGGACCUCUCAUCUCCUGCAGACACGCCAACAGGCAGCCGUGGUGGCUUUGUCCUUAACUUCCACUCAGACAGCGAGGUUGUCACCGGCAAGAAGAAGGGCCUGUUCCGCCGGGGUUCACUCUUCGGCAGCCUUAGGCAGUUGCGCAAGUCUGACUCUCGGACCUCAAUCUCCAGCAAGCGCAGCUCUGCACGCAGUGAUGCCACCAUGAGCCGCAUCAGCUCUAGUGAUGCCAACUCUACCAUAUCCAUUGGUGACGGAGAGCUGCCAGAUGAGGACCUACUUCAGGAGGACCAUGUGGAUGCCACCACGACCGAGACCUACAUGGGCGAAUGGAAGAACGACAAACGCAAUGGAUUUGGUGUUUCAGAGAGAUCCAAUGGGAUGAAGUAUGAGGGAGAAUGGCUUAACAACAAGCGCCAUGGUUACGGGUGCACAGUUUUCCCAGAUGGCACCAAAGAAGAAGGGAAGUACAAAAAUAACGUGCUGGUGCGUGGAAUAAGGAAGCAAUUGAUUCCUCUUAAGAACCCCAAAACGAAAGAGAAGGUGGAUCGGGCCGUGGAGGGGGCACAGAGGGCAGGAGCCAUUGCCAGGAGUAAAGUGGAAAUAGCAUCUUCCAGAACGGCCCAUGCCAGGACAAAAAGUGAGGCUGCAGACCAGGCUGCCAUCUCUGCUGUGCACGACUCUGAAAUUGCCAGGGCGGUUGCCAGGGAGCUCUCCCCCAACUUUUACCAACCAGGACCUGACUACCUAAAACAACAGUUGAAGGAGCCUGUGGAGAUUAAAGAGGUCCCAGUUGAAAAGAAGGAAAGAUCCCCAAAAGAUUCUCCUCACUUUUACCGCAAAGGUACCACUCCUCCCCGCUCCCCUGCUACCAGUCCUGGAGGGUCGCCUCCCCCCUCGCCUCACUCCAGCAAGAAGAAAGGCAACAGCUCCAGCCGCAAAACCAGCAAAGAGGAAAAACCUUCUCGCAAGACAAGCAAAGAAGAGAAGUCAAGUCAUAAAACUAGCAAGGAAGAACGGUCUAGCAGGAAGCUGAGUAAAGAGGAGAAGCUGUCCAUCGUUGAUGGGCCUAAAAUGCACACUGAGGCUCCACCUAAACCCGCUAAAGGUCAGCAGUCUGCCCCAGCACCUACUCCUCCUCCACAGCCUCCUGCAAUCCCAGUCAAUGGCCAACUCCACAGCGAGUACCACAGUUACUACGUCAAAGCCCCUAUAAGGGCCCCUCCACCCCCAGAACCUGAGGAGGAUCCAGAGGAAGAGCUUAGUGCCCUGGCCCUGGCACGUAUGCCUCCACAACCACCCAAGUCCUACGGUACCCCCACUCCCAAGCAAGGCUCCUUACGGGAGAGCAAGAGUGACCCCAAACUCAGGAAGCAGGAUUCCCUAAAGCCAAAGAGCCUCGCAGACACAAAGAAAGCCAGUAUGGAGAUUGCAGAUAGCACGGAAGAAACAGGUCCUAACUCAAUCCUUGUUGCUAUGGUAAUGCUGUUGAAUAUUGGCCUUGCAAUUAUAUUUGUCCAUUUUCUGACAUGAUGAUGCUGUUUCUCAGUGAAACCAUGGGAACCAGUACAGUUGCAUCGCCGGCCUUGAAAACAGAAAAUGGCGCCAGUGAGACAUGGGGGCAGCUGUAGGUGUUUAGGAAUCAGCAUGACACCGAAGAGAAAGGAGGAAGGCAUCACUACCACCAACCUGUCAUGGGCCUUCUUGAGGCCAGCCCCAUGAAUUAGCUCUCCUCUGGCUUCUCUAAAAGCUGAGGGGCAAUGUUGUGUCUAGUGAGAUUUAUUUAAAAAAUUUAAAAAAGUUUAAAAAAGCAACCAAUCAUACAAAGUCAGAAAAAAAGAAGUAAUUAAAACCCACAUGUGUACUGAUCCAAGCACUGGUCUCUGUAGCGCACUCCCACAGCUCAGCUCUGGCAAAGAUGGCGGUGGGCUGACGGACUUUUGCUGGACGAGAGUGGAGAUGCACUUUUAGAUGACAGGAGCAAAC